This is a messenger RNA of Fusarium musae, 402 nucleotides long. RefSeq lists its product as uncharacterized. The record is from RefSeq and is a predicted model, not a curated record. NCBI's taxonomy places the organism in Eukaryota, Fungi, Ascomycota, Sordariomycetes, Hypocreales, Nectriaceae. The transcript is spliced from 3 exons. The coding region runs from base 1 to 402 and encodes 133 amino acids.
AUGGGUAAUUUCGGAACUGCUGUCAACUCCCUGUUGAGCACUUACACCAAGUGCCUGUCUCUUCUGAACGGCUUCCCUAAAGAUGAGGAUCCGGGGCCAUUGAGUCACACGCGCUCAACACUGAGCAUCUCACUUCGAUCCGACAGAGCUCGAGUGCGUCGAGAAUAUGCUUCGCGACUUUCGCAAGAUGGUUCUCGGUUUGAAAAAGGCGAUGCUCCUGCACGAUCAGCUCUUAGACGCAUUGUGAGGAAACUCACAAUCACCCUGGCCGACGUGGUCCGCUCAUUUCAUGACCCGAAAGGACAGCCGAUCAACAGCGAGUCUCUUCUAGCUCUAUCCACAGGCUCAAGUCUAGACGCCGUUCGCGCUAUGAAUGACUUGUCAACCAGAUUCACGGGGUAG